Molecule: messenger RNA, 1545 nt
Organism: Brassica rapa (field mustard)
Lineage: Eukaryota; Viridiplantae; Streptophyta; Magnoliopsida; Brassicales; Brassicaceae
Product: putative nuclease HARBI1
Source: RefSeq, a predicted model, not a curated record
CAAAAUGUAUCAAACGUACGUUUAAGAAUUCUCAACAUUGUCGUUUGAUAAAGUCUUAAGUCUUAAGUCUUCACAUAUCAAGGCUACAAGCCAAAUAUGGGAGAUGAAGUGGAUCGCAGAUUAAAUGCGGCUUUAGAUGAAGCUGUCGAUGAAUAUUUGGAAGAUACAUACAACGACAUCGUAAAGAAGCAAAAAAAGAAAGAGAGAAAACGUGCAUAUGUCGAAAGAAACCGCGAAGAGGGCCAUACCCGUCUAUGGAAUGACUACUUCAGUGAAAAUCCAACAUUUCCGCCUCAUUUAUUCAGACGCCGUUUCCGCAUGAACAAGGACGUUUUCAUGCGUAUUGUCGAUCGUCUCUCAGAAAAUUAUCCUUUCUUCCAACAAAGAAGAGAUGCUGUCGGAAGAUUAGGUCUAUAUCCUCUACAAAAGUGUACGGCAGCUCUUCGUAUGCUUGCUUAUGGCUGUGCGGCUGACGCCGUUGACGAAUACCUCAGACUUGGUGAAAGCACGGCACUUUCAUGUUUAACGAAUUUCACAGAAGGGGUAAUUAAUUUAUUUGGAGAAGAGUAUAUGCGAAGACCCACUCCAGAGGAUCUUCAACGACUGCUCGAUAUUGGAGAGAUUCGCGGCUUUCCGGGAAUGAUAGGAAGCAUCGAUUGUAUGCAUUGGGAGUGGAAAAAUUGCCCAACCGCUUGGAAAGGACAGUACACCCGUGGAUCAGGAAAGCCAACAAUUGUCUUGGAAGCUGUAGCUUCCCAAGAUCUUUGGAUUUGGCACGCUUUUUUUGGUCCUCCAGGUACCUUAAAUGAUAUUAACGUCCUCGAUCGAUCUCCUGUUUUUGAUGACAUUUUACAAGGUCGAGCUCCAAGGGUACAAUACCUGGUAAACGGGCAACAAUAUGGUUUGCCUUACUACCUCACAGACGGCAUAUAUCCAAGAUGGUCAACAUUUAUCCAAUCUAUCUCAAACCCUCAAAGUCCUGAAGCACAGUUAUUUGCUAAAGUUCAGGAGUCCACCCGAAAAGAUGUGGAGCGUGCUUUCGGAGUAUUGCAAGCUCGAUUUGCAAUAGUUAAAAACCCGGCUAUUUUGUGGGACAAGACCCAAAUAGGGAUGGUUAUGCGAACAUGUAUCAUACUGCAUAAUAUGAUAGUGGAAAAUGAACGCAAUGGAUACAGCGGGUGUGAUAUAUCAGAGUUUGAAGAAGGAGACUCGAGUAGAAGUUCAGAGGUGGAUAUGUCAUAUACUCGCAGGCCUUCAAAUCUCCGAACUAUGCUUGAAAUACGUACUCAAGUUCGUGACCCACAUACGCAUGAACAAUUGAAAUUUGAUUUGAUCCAAAAUAUUUGGAACAAGUUUGGUAAUGAUGAAAAUGUUUAAUUGUUGUAUGUUUCUAUUUUCUCAUUCAAUAAAUAAAAAUUUUAAAUUUUUUAAAAAAAAUAAUUAUUAAUAAUUUUCUAAGGAUUCCUUAACGGUAACACCAUUGGAGCAAUAUUUGUGAUUAGAGUCCUUGACUAUUCAUAAAAAAAAAAAUAAUAAUAAUAAUAA